CUGCGCAUGAGCCUCCGGGAGAGGGAAGGCGUGGAUCUUUGCGGAGGGAUGCGUAGAUUAGCAGCGCCGUGGACCCAGAGGCGGAGCCGGAAGCGCCACGGUUUGACCCUAGAGCUCCUCUGUUUUCGAAGGGGCUGCUGUCUUCCUCACGACCUGCUCCGCCUUGUCUCCUUCUGACCCCCUUACCCGGAGGCUGAAGCCCCGGGUUGGGCGGGGCGGCGCAGCCUAACCUCUCGGACCCGGAAGAAGCGCCGUCUCCCGCCUCCACCAUGGAGCCCACCCUGCCGUCCCUCACCGAGGAGGACCUAACCGAAGUGAAGAAGGAUGCUUUAGAAAAUUUGAGGGUGUACUUGUGUGAGAAACUCAUAGCUGAGAGACAUUUUGAUCAUCUGCGUGCAAAAAAAAUACUCAGCAGAGAAGAUACUGAAGAAAUUUCUUGCCGAACAUCAAGUAGAAAAAGGGCUGGAAAAUUAUUAGACUACUUACAAGAAAACCCCAAAGGACUAGAUACCCUUGUUGAAUCUAUUCGACGAGAAAAAACACAGAACUUCCUGAUUCAGAAAAUUACAGAUGAAGUGCUGAAACUUAGAAAUAUAAGACUAGAACAUCUGAAAGGAUUGAAAUGUAGCAGCUGUGAGCCUUUUCCACAUGGAGCCACAAACAACCUUUCUAGAUCAAAUUCAGAUGAGAGUAAUUUCUCUGAAAAACUAGGAGCAUCCACUGUCAUAUACCACCCCGAAGGAGAAUCCAGCACAGCCCCCUUUUUUUCUACUGAUUCUUCUCUGAAUUUGCCUGUUCUAGAAGUAGGCAGAACUGAGAAUACCACUUUCUCUUCAACGACGCUUCCUAGACCUGGGGACCCUGGUGCUCCUCCUUUGCCACCAGAGCUGCAGUUAGAAGAAGAAGGAACUUGUGGAAACUCUAGUGAAAUGUUUCUUCCUUUAAGAUCACGUGCUCUUAUGGCCGGGCGCGGUGUCUCACACCUGUAAUCCCAGUACUCUUGGAGGCUGAGAUGAGUGGAUUCAUUGAGCUCAGGAGUUCAAGACCAGCCUGAACAAGAGCAAGACCCCAUCUCUACUAAAAACAGGAAAAAUCAGCCAGGCAUUGCGGGGGUUGGGAGGGUGGGGGGUGGUACCUGUAGUCCCAGCUACUCAGGAGGUUGAGGCAGGAGGAUCACUUGACCCAGGGAUUUGAAGUUGCUGUGAGCUAGGCUGACGGCAUGGCACUCUAUCUAACCUGAAUGACAGAGUGAGACUCUGUCUCAAAAAAGGAAAAAAAGAAAAAAAGAUUACAUGCCCUUUAAUUUUUUCUAGUAAUGACAAGAAAUGUUUUAAAGGAUAAGAAUCUUUUUAUAAAAUUGCUAUAAUGAUUUAUUUACAUUUAAUACGUCUUAAAGCACAAUGUAAGGAUACUUCGUAAAUAUGACUUUUUAGAGUAAAAGAAGCAUACUUUUAAGAUAGCUAAGUGCAAAUCUUGUUGAUCAUCUACUUUUCAGUAUUUUCUAUUUUUGUUUUAGGUGUUUCAGUGUUUUUGUAUACUUGAUAUUUUAAGACUAAUUUUAAUAGGGAUUAUCGCUGUAUUUGAGAAUAGACUCUUUAAGCUGGGAAUAAUGUUUCUUCUUGGCAUAUUAGUGCUAGAAAUUUUCAGAGUCUAAUAGCCCCUUCCAGACAUUCAGCAGCACAUUUUCAGCGUAAAGCUGUUCUGUGUAGUAGUAAAUCACUGGCGGGAGAACUGCUUAGAGACAGAACAAAAUCUCUUUCCCACUUCAUUGGUCUCAUAGGCACUUCUGUAGUCUUCUGAUGCUGGAGUUUGAGCCAACUAAAACCUCAAUUUGCCAAAAUUCAUUUCUUAUUAACCUUAUUAAUACUACUUGUUUAGAAUUUUCACAUUCUUUGCUAUCAUUUUCAUUCUUAAAGAAAAAUAUCUUGUCAUAAACCUGAAAUAUAAUGUUUAUUUGGGAUUAAAAAAAUAUUUUCUUUGUACUUUUCAUUAUUUUUUAAUGAGAACCACUAUAGAGUUAAAAAUAGCUACUACAAAUUGGUUGGGGGGUGGCAAUGGAAUAAGCCAUUUGCUGGGUUUAUUUUUUUGUUGUAUAAUAAAAUUUGACUAUUUACAUGCGUUUUUAAAUCUUACACUCUCAUUGUUUUCAUUUAUGUUGAAAUUUUACCUGUUUUCUGACAUCUGUCUGUUACUAAUUGCAAAAAAAGCAGAGAUAAAACAAUAAAAGUUUUUUAAAUGUAGUGCUAUAUCUUGGAGUUUCUAUAAUGUAGUGCUAUGUUUUGGAGUUUCAAAUUUUUCAGUAGGAAAUAUCUAGAGCAGUUUCUAUAUGUACCAAUUUUCAUAGAAAGUACUGGUUCAAGUUGUGAGAUUGAGUUGCAUUUCUGGAUGGACUGAUGAAUUUAUCAAUCAUAACAAUAUUGUCAUAUUGGCUUUAAAAAUUGUUCUUAAAGAUUGGAUGAUUGUUAAGGUUAUAAGCAUUUUCUAAGGAUUACAGAAAAACAUGUCUCACCUCCAACACGCAGCAUGAAAAAAUAGUGGCAUUACAUUUAAAGAAGUUGCUUUAAAAAGCAGAAGCUGAGUUUGUAUUUCAUUAGUUAAAAUUCAAUAUGUGGAUACCCUUUUAAAAAUUAAACCAGAUAUUUAUUUUUUGUCCGACAUCUUCGUCUGUGGUAGCGGCAGCUCCUCUCUGAGCUUCACAAAGUCAAAGUCCCCCAAGGACAAUAAGAAGAGAAAGAUGCCAGAAAGCCAAGAAAGAAAAAGACCCAGUGAACGAAUCUGGGGGCAAGGCCAAAAAGAAGUGGUCCAAAGGCAAAGUUCAGAACAAGCUCAACCUUCUAGUCUUGUUUGACAAAGCUACAUAUGACAAACUCUGUAAGGAGUCGGAACUAAGAUCUUACAACCCCAGCUGUGGUCUCUAAGAGACAAGAUUCAAGGCUCCCUGGCCAGGGCAGCCCUUCAGGAGCUCCUUAGUAAAGGACUUACCAAACUGGUUUCAAAGCACAGAGCUCAAGUAAUUUGCACCGGAAAUACCAAGGGUGGAGAUGCAUGAACCGGGUCCAACCAACCGUAUAUUUGGAAAAAUAAAAACUUUAUUGAACAAAUAAAAAUGGAAACAUACUAUAAUUUAGAGAUACUGUAGUACCUAUACAGACAGCUAACUGUAUAGACAAUAAAAUGUUUUUAUAUGUUUGGGUUUUUGGAUUUUUGAAUCCUACAAAGUCAUUUUUUCCUCUUUAAACACUGAAAACCAGCUAUUACCAAAAACAUGUAAAUUAGGAUGACAGAUGUGAUAGGAUGCAGUUUGUUACUAAGUUGAUUUAAUGGAGCGGUUACUUUCCAGAGACACCAUAUUACCACAAUAAAAAAUCAACUUUGAGCUUACUUUUUAACUAAUUUAUUUGGGGGGACAAUUGUAGGUUUAUGGAAAAAUUAAGUAGAAAAUAAAAGAGUAUUUCCAAAUAGCCCCUUCUUACCCAGUCUCCCAUAUUAACACCUUACAUCGGUGUGGUACAUUAGUUAUAAUUGAUGAGUCAGUCUUGAUACAUUACUAGCCAAAACCCAUAGUUUACAUUAGGGUUCACUCUGUAUUGUAUGUUCUGUGGGUUUUUACAUAGGCGUGAUGUCAUACAUCCACCAUUAUGAUGUACAGAAUAAUUUCACUGCCUUAAAAAUACCCUGUGCUCCACCUCUUCAUCUCUCUCUCCCUUAACCCUGGCAACCAUGGCUCUUUUUAUUGUCUCUAGUUUCAUCUUUUCCAAAACGUUAUAUAGUGGGAAUAAUAUAGUACCUGUAUUAUUCAGAUUGGCUUUCUCUUACCAGUAGCGUUAGGUUCCUCCGGGCCUUUUCCUAAGUUCACUUCUGAAGAGUUAGUUUUAGUCUAGUUGCUUUAGUUUCUCAUUCAGCUCUAUGAUCCAUUUCAAAGUAAUUUUUAUAAGAGGCAGAAGUCAAGUCUUAACAACUACCAGCUUUUUACCUAAGUAAUGUGAAAAACAGGAGGAAGUU
This is a messenger RNA of Nycticebus coucang (slow loris), 4002 nucleotides long. It is a transcript of the gene BCL10, whose product is annotated as BCL10 immune signaling adaptor. The coding region runs from base 270 to 989 and encodes 239 amino acids. The record is from RefSeq and is a predicted model, not a curated record. Gene Ontology annotation, cellular component: cytosol; CBM complex. Gene Ontology annotation, biological process: canonical NF-kappaB signal transduction; positive regulation of extrinsic apoptotic signaling pathway; adaptive immune response. Lineage: Eukaryota; Metazoa; Chordata; Mammalia; Primates; Lorisidae. Gene Ontology annotation, molecular function: kinase activator activity; transcription coactivator activity; NF-kappaB binding. The transcript is spliced from 3 exons.